Messenger RNA from Osmia lignaria (orchard mason bee), 1528 nucleotides. The record is from RefSeq and is a predicted model, not a curated record. NCBI's taxonomy places the organism in Eukaryota, Metazoa, Arthropoda, Insecta, Hymenoptera, Megachilidae.
AUGACUUCCUUGGGCAAUGACGACAUUUCCAUCAGUGCAACAUCGUUUUGCAUGAUGCUCAUGGGAUUCUGGCAGACUGCCAAUCGUCGGGAAGAAUAUUUGAGGAUCCUCGCCUUAAGUUACACGAUGCUAUCGUUCAUUUUCUUGCUUUCGAUUCAGAUUCUUAAUAUCCAUCAAUCUUGGGGAGAUUUAGGGACUUGUCUUUAUCAUAUAAGCAACGGCUUAAACAUAAUAAUGUCCCUAUGCAAGAUAUUCGUUCUGCUUCCACAUCGAGAGAAAUUAUUUUAUUUAAUCGAGUAUGUGAAACGAGAGUUUCUAUAUGUAAAUUAUAAUAAUUACGAGGCAUCGGUGUUAGCUGGUUGUAAACCGAAUAUUGGGAAGAACGAAUCUGAUAGGGAAUUGCCAUUUUAUAUAGAAGUUGAUCUUCCACUAUCAAUGACACCAUACUUUGAAAUCAUCUUCUUCUUUCAGGUUGCAACUUUAUACCCCAUCAUCUUUGGUCAUAUUUGUUUCGACAAUUUUUUAUGCAUCAUGAGCCUACACGUGGCUGGACAAUUUCGGAUAUUGCAAUACAGAAUAUCAAACACGAGUGUUAUAAAGAAUAUGGAUGAACUGAAAGAUGUAUCGGACAAAAGUUUGUUGAAAUUCACAGAAGAUUAUUACAUUAUCUUUAAAAAUUAUAUUCACCAGCAUCAAGCUCUUGUCGCCUAUUGCGAUCAACUUGAAGAAGUAUUCAGUCUUCUUUUAUUCGUGCAACUGUUAUCGUUCAGCUUGUUCAUUUGCUUGGAUGGAUUUCAAAUACUUCUGGCGAAUGCACCGGACAGACGAAUCAUCUUUUUCUUCCACCUCCUGAGCAUCAUAUGCCACUUAUUUAUGUUCACGUACAGUUGUGACAGUGUCAUUCGAGAAAGUAGGAAAUUGGCCUUGGCUGUGUAUUCUGGACCAUGGGUCUUUUUACCCAGCAAUAAAAAUGUACAAAAGUUAAGAAGAGAUUUGGUAAUGAUCAUCAUGAGAUCCAAUAUCCCUUGCUGUCUAACAGCCUAUGGAUUUUUCAUUGUGUCUUUGGAGACUUAUAGCAGGGUUCUCAGUACAGCAGCAUCGUACUUUACACUUGUAAAAGGAAUGCAAGAUACUAGUUCCUCGUAGCACUUUGUAAUUGUAAUACAAUGCCCGUUCUAUAUGUGAAAUGGGUUGUGGAUCAAUCGACACUUGAUGAAAUCAUAUCAAUUCUCUUCAUACAGAGUUUCCACUGCUUUACCAUAGACGUUCAUUAUACGUUUAAAUAAAUUAUAGAGAACUUUCAUCGUUCAUUUAACAACCUAAAUGUCCCCCAUGUAUAGCAUUAGCGUAGCUGUUGAUCGUUAUUAACUUUCACAUAGAGCCUCAUCUCGGGAUCAUGCAUAGCUCAUCGAUUCCUUCUAUUACUUCACAAAUGAAGUCGAUCAUUUCACUAUUCACUCCGCUUUUCUUUCGUCGUUUCGAAUAACUCUGCACAGACUGUAAUAAAGAUAAGUAGAGAGCGCGAAUU